This is a messenger RNA of Symbiodinium natans, 783 nucleotides long. The record is from the annotation of a GenBank genome assembly. Lineage: Eukaryota; Dinophyceae; Suessiales; Symbiodiniaceae.
AUGCUUCGCGUUUGGAGUGCGUCCGGAGAAGAAGUCGCGUCCAUACCAGUUGGGGAGUUGACAGACGUGCGGACCCUGAAGCAGUCGUUGCAAGACCGAUGCGGGGUAACUCGAUUCCGGCAGAGGCUCCUGGAUGAGCAUGGUGGCAGCCUGGAUGAUGAGCUGCAGUUGCGUUCUGCGGCAGAGCUGCAGCUCGUGCUUCUUUCAUUCUGCAGCGCCUCCGAUGAUGAAAAGAUGGAGUUGGCAGGCGCUGCCUACCGUGGUGACGUGCAGCUCGUGGAAGAGGUCUUGCAACGGCCCCAACACCCAGACGGCCGUUGGCAUGACCAAGCCCAGAGUGGGGAUCACAAGCGGCGCAGGAUAUCAUAUGCAACGCGACUGCACUCACACACGCCACUUCACUGGGCAUGUACGAAGGGCCACGCGGAAGUGGCCGCGCUGUUGUUGGAAGCCGGGGCAGACAUAGGCAAGGCAUCAUGCAGCUUCGCCCCACUUCUUUGCAAGGAAUAUCGCAGCGGCAACUUGGGUGCUGCGCGUUCGCUGUUGAAAGCUGGCGCGACCAUCAGCGGAGGAGAGGCUUCCCAGCUGCUUGCCAUGGCAGCAGAAGAUGGCCACAGGGACAUCGCGCGCUUGCUUUUGAAGAUGUCUGGCGGAUCUGCAGGCGAAGCACUGGCCCACGCUGCUGGCAACUGCCACGUGGGUGAUGUGGACAAGUCAGGGACUGCUCGCACGCCUCCUGAAAAACCUCUGAUGGAGGCAGACGCCAACACCGACACGGCUUGA